AUGAGUUGCUGCGUGGCUUCUCCUCAGGCGCAGCUCGCGGACGCCCAGCGCGCCCUGAGCGAUGUGCGGAAAGCAUUGAGCGCCAGCAAGAAGGCUCUCGCGGAUGCGGAACGGUACCAACGGGAUCAAGCAGAGGCCUAUGCCAGCCUUCGUCGCUGUGUGGAUGGUGCUAAUGCGCCCAUCGUGGCAGUGGACCGAUAUGGUUUAAUCACUCGUUGGAACAAGAAGGCCGAGGAGGUCUUUCGAUGUCCCUCCGAGUCCGCAUUGAGGAGACCCUUCUCCGACUUCUUGGAACAUGGAAGUCAACUGGGCUUGGCAGACCUGCAGGCCGCAAUCGCAGCGAAGGCCUCCGCGUCCGGUUCCGCGCAGCUGCAACGGCGCUUCUGCGUGCGGCAGCGUGCAGCAGGGCAGCCCUGGUAUGAGGUCCUCUUUUCGGCCUCCAGUUGUCCCAGCAUCAGCAGUCGAGAUUCCUCAGGGGUGCUGUACAUCGGCCAGGAGCUCACUGAGCUCUUGAAGAACAGCAAUUCCGAGCUGACGAUGCAGGAUCGAUUGAUUCGUGAAGUAAAUGCCCCAUUGAUUGCCGUGGACAAGACCGGAGUGGUGGAGGAGUGGAACCGUGGCGCUGAACGGCUCUUCGGCUUCACCAAAGACGAAGCCGUUGGAAAGCGCCUGGUGCAACACUUCAUCGCCGAUGAGUUUUCAGACUCCGUGCAGACCAUGCUCUCACAGGGGAUGAAUGGCCAGGAGAUCACCAACUACGAGUUCUCGCUGUGGACGAAGAGUGGGCACCGCAAAGACAUCCUGUGGAGUGCCACGGGCCGCCGUGAUCGUCAUGGAAACAUCGUGGGCGUCAUCGGCAUCGGUCAUGACCGAGGGGAGAACUUGGGCAGGUGGAUUUACUUCAGCCCCAGCUUUCCCGACAUCACCGAGCUGCGCAGCGAGUCCAAGAUGCUGGCGAACUACGUGCGGAUCUGCGGCGCUGCGGUGUGGUCCCUGAAGGGCAACGCCAAGACCGGGGUGGUCACCGAUAGCAAGACCAGGGAGAUUGAACAUUUGAUUUCACAACAAGCGCAGAUGGACAUCUGCGAUCCCCGCAUGGUCCUGUGGCGUGCGUCCUUUGUGUCCAUCUUGAAGACGAUGUGUCAGAACUUCUGGAUGCGCCGCAAGGGCUUCCAGGAAGGUCAAGUCUUCCCUGAAAAGUUGAGCCCCAGCACCGAGAUUGUCACCACAGACUUUGGCUAUGAAUUCUGCUUCGAAGCUCCCAACGGGAGCGUGAAAUGGUACAAGGUGCAAGGGCAUUUGAUCCAAGAAUGCACGCUGGGAAGCCAGUUUGAGGUCACUGGCUCCAUGCAAGAAGUCACCUCGAUGCUCAUUGACAAAGUCAUGGGAGACAGGUGGCAGAAAUGGUGGAGCCGAAUGUGUCACAUGGUCUUCGAUGCCACCCUGCUGGUCGACACACAGGAAUAUCGUGUGCUGAAUGCAUGGGGUGAAGAGAAGGUCUUUGGGUGCAAACUCCAGUCGCAUCAUCCCCUGCUCCAACUUAUCAAACCCGAAGACACGGUGUCUCUGAAGGAGGCCUUCAACGAGGUGACCUUCAAAGGCUUCGAGCGCGGCCGGACGCUGCACUUGUUGCGUCCGGGAAAUCAACGUCCCUUGGGCCGUGGUUCAACGACGUCUGAAACAGGUGACACGCCGGCACAAUGCUUCCUGCUAUCUGCAGAUCAGGAGAAUCCCAAUGAAUGUAUGAUGGGCAUCCGGAUGCAGGUCACAGCUUCAGAUGAAAACGUCUCGGUGCUAUGGGACGUGGCCAAACCAAAUCCAGUGUUGACCCUAGAAGAUUUAGCUCGCCUGAAGAGCGGCUUGAAGCGCUCGCACCGCCGACCCUCACGGAACCUGCGGAACGUGCACCAGCGUUCGCACCGCUCCAGGUCAUCAGAUCCCAUUGCUUCUUCUCACUCACUCUCCAGCAUUCCUGAGGACCUGCACGGGGAGUUUGAAGAUGACGACGACGCGCGCUCCGUGUCCGACAUGUCCGACCGAGGUUCGGAGGCGGAGAACUCCUUCGCCGACGACAGCGAGAGCCGAUGCUCCAGUUCGGAGCACAGCUCAACGUCCAAUGACGAAGGCAUGUCGGAGGUGGGAGUUUGCAACUCCAGCCCGGCGAGAUCUGCCAGUGAGGACUUCGUCUCUGGCGCGCACCAUGAAUGGAGUUCCAAUCCUUUCAACCUCUCCCCAAAGAAGAGUCGGCAUCACGAAGCCUUCUUGCCCGGCUACGGCCCCAAGCAUGGAGGGAUGCCAGCCAGGAACUUGGCUCCCGGGGCUCCUCUACCUGUACAGCGGAAGGCCAGAGUGGGACCGCCCACGGUGAAGCUACGUUGGUCCGGUCAGUCUUUCUCGGUCAACUUGGAUGACUUUGCAUCGAUCAGCGAGCUGCGUGCGCAUAUUCAUCGAGUUACAGGAGUUCCUGCCAUACGGCAGACGCUGAUCCUAGGGGGUCGAAGGUUGCCGAUCAAUGAAGAUACGUCCCCACCGGUGAAUGAGCCAACAUGGCAAGAAAUCAAGGACUUGGUUCGUCCGGGGCAGUGCUUGAUGAUGGUGGGCAGUGUGGCCGUGACUUCUUUGAGUCCGAUUCAUCUCAGCAUUGUGGAUUCCUCCUAUGUGUACGCCAUUCCGCCUUGUGUUCGCUUUGGUCUGUUUCAGGUUGUCGAUCUCUGCUGUGGACUUGGUGGCUUCUCGUGUUUGCUUGGCAGGGUUGGCAUGAGACUGAAGUUUGGAGUAGACCAUAACGCUAAGUGGGAGCCUCUUUUUCGCUUGCUUCAUCAGCCUGAUGCUUGUUUCUUGCAUGGUGAUAUCAAUGAUCCGGCCAUUGUUCGAACCUUGGUUGAAGGAGGUUGCCUCCAUGGUGUUUUGUGUGCAGGAAUCAGCUGCAAUGCUCAUUCCAUCUUGGGUGAUCAGCUUGGCAUGAGUGACCCACGUUCACUGAGCUUACCAAAGGCUCUUCAGACAGCCUACAUGUUGCAAUCCGCUUGUUUUGUCCUUGAGUGCACCCCUGCCAUCAUGAGAGAUCAAGAAGCACAGACCAUCAUCAUGAAGUUUGCUGAAGCAACAGGGUACAGAGUUUCCCAAACAUUGGUCCAGCUUUCUAACUCUUGGUGCAGUCGGCGUGAGCGUUGGUUUGGCUUGUUUUGUGCUCCGCUGUUGGGUGCCUGCAAUCUUGUGGAUUUGCCUGCCUUGAAUGUCUGUCCAGUGGUCCGAGCUCUGAUGCCUGUCAUGCACACUUGGCCUGAACACGAACAAGCGCAGAUCAGUUUGAAUCUGUAUGAGUUGGCAAAGUACUAUAGCUAUGCCUCAGGUGGGAUUGCAAAUGCCUUUUUGCAGCCGGACGGCAAACUGCCUACUCUGUUGCACAGCACUGGCAAUGCUCUCUAUGAUUGCAGUUGUGGUUGUAGACCUGCUUUGAGUGAGGCUAGGCUGCAGAAUCGGGGAUUGAUUGGUAUCCUUGUGCCUACAGGAGGUUCACAGGUCCACAUGAAUCAGGUGAUGGAACACUGUAGGUAUUUGCACCCUGAAGAAAUGUUGUGUCUGAUGGGUGGAAUGCCAGGGCUUGAUUUUGGACCUCACUUGCGCUUGGCCAUGGGUGGAAUUGGACAAGCUGUUUCUCCAAUUGCCGGGCUUUGGAUUUUCGCCCAAAUCCGUCGCCAUUUGGAUUCCUUUUUGGAUUGCACUGACCGUUUGUGCCCUCACCAGGUCUUGUCUGCGUAUGUCCAUGAAGUGAAGCAGCGGUGUCUUGCAAAGUGGCCUCCCCCGAUCCCCCCUACUGUGCCUGACCCCAUUGUUGAGGUUGACGCUGAAAUGCUUGAGCUUGACUUGGUUUGUCCUGCUGAUGGUGACGUCAUCCAAACCAUCAGAUGUCCGACUGGCACCACCUGUGCUCAGCUUGUUGCUGCUGAAGCCAAGCUUGGAACGUUGGACUUUGACUUUGAGGUCACUGUGAAUGGUGAUCCCAUUGACUUGAACAAAUCGUUGGAUGAAAAGGUGCUUGUGACGUUGGUGCCUUCUGGAUGGGAUGUGCGGUCGCAGUAUGUAGAAGCUGUUGCGUGCUGUUUGGAUGAAGAUUGCACUGCUGAAGGGGACAGGCUUGGAGCGGUAGUGGCUCCUGGCGCUGAAGUGACCAGCAUUGGCCAGCUCUUGGACUUGCGUCGCAUUGUCAUGCCCCAGGCGCAGCGCCUGGAGAUCCUUUCGCGUCAGGGACCUACAUGGGGUGAUGAUGAGUUGCUCUAUUGGCUUGAGCACUGUGCAACUUCGGCUGAUGAGCUGCAGAAUGUGGUUGUUUGGGAUCCUUUGUUGAUUUCUGGGCUUGUGCUUGUUGACAACCCUGGCACAUGGGCGCAGCUCACUGCAGUGUUGGCAAAGGUUGUGACGGUGAUUUCUGCAGUUGUCAUUGAUCAGCAUUGGGUCCCUUUGGUGUGGAGACUUGAUGAGGUUGGUUGCAAGCUCUUCACUGGCUCCAUCAAGGAGUCUCAUGGUUCAGUGAUGCAGACCUUGGCACAGAUUCCUGGACUUGGUAGGAAUGGACAGCUUGGUGUAUGGACUUCUUUGGAUUUUGGAUUUCAGGUCACUUCCCACUGUGGUGCGGCUGUCAUUGCGUUUGUGCGUCAUUUACUGUUGGAAACCCCAAUGCCUCGAUCACAGGAUGCUGUGAACUCUCUGGCUAGUGCCUUGCGUUUGGACUUUGCCUCUGGGUUGCUUCAGCAGUGCAUGGUGCCCCGUCUUGCUGGUCUUGGUCAGGUUGACUUGGAAGCGUUGUGUGCUUUGUUGGUUCAACAAGGGGUUGCUGGUGAUGAAGUGAAACUGCGUGCUCAGACCCUUCUUUGUGCCUUGGGGGAUGGACCUGUGGCCAAAGCGCUUACUGCAGUCAAUCCUUGGCGGGAGCUCAAAUGGCUAGCAAACCAGCAGAGGCCACCGUUCCUGAUUGUCAAGCCCUCAGAAUUGAAUGAAAAGGUGAAACAGCGACAGGGCAAGGGAUCAGUUGGUCAGAAAUCACAUAAACAUGCCAAAGGCAAAGGAAAAGGCUCAAAGCCAGGGGUUGUGUCGUCCUUGGAUCCUACUCGACUUCGCUUGGAACUUGGUUUGCUUCAGAGCACUGAUGGGACCCCGCUUGCUCAGGUGUCUUUGCCCCAAGUUGCAUCGCAUGUCUCUGGAGUUGUGUUGACCACUUUGGCUUUGGCUGGACCGUACCUUCGGGCAGCCAGCAUCGUGUCCACUGGUGCACUUGCGUUCUUUUUGGUUGACACUGUCCUUCCGCUGACUUCGGGGUUGCGUUCCACGGUUGUGACUUUGCCUUUGAUCUGUGCUGAGAAUUCCGAACCUUUAUUGGUGGAAGGUUUGUUGGUUCAACUUGGUGCCACCCCGGUUUGUCGUCCGGAUUCCACAGUUGGCUGUCAGGUUCAGUCUAUCCCGACUUGCGUCGUCAAAUUCAUGGUGUUUCGGGACAUGAUUGUCGGUGAUUGGAAUCAGGUUGUGGCUCAUCCGUUGCAGUACAUCAUCCAAAAAGUUUGUCCUUUGCAGGUUUGUUCGGAUGAAGAGUGUCCAGGGUGUGAAGCUUGGCACCGUACGGAUCAGUUUCCAGUUGAUUCUCCUAUCCUUGAAGUUUGGGGUCGGCAGUGGAUGAAACAGACCUUUGCCUUUUGCAGUCCUGAAGAAGCCGAAGUUUAUGCUGUUCACUUGAGGCUUCCAGAAACGCUUCAAAUUUCUGUGCAGGAGUUUAGUGGUACCCAAGGGGUGUUUGCUGAACCCAAAACGGUUUGUGGCCGAAAACCCUCAACGGUUUUUCAGGUCAUUUGGACUCCACGUACUUCCUUGAGUCAGUUGGUCAUGCAGAGACAGACACUGCCUGAGGUCUGUGGCGUCGCACGUCUUGGGGCCAAACUUGGCUUGAGAUGCAGAGUUGAACAUGCGGCUGCUCUCUCAGCCAAGAUCCGUCCUGAACAGGUCUUUUUGCCAGCAGGUGAUCGAAUGACUUUUCUGGUGGGUCCAAUGCCUUAUGGUACUUUGCGGUCAUCCCUGACCAAGACACUGGGUGAUUUCGGAUGGACUGUCCGUCCUUUGCAGCCGGUUUCCACUGGGACACAAGUGCAGGGGCUCAUGUUUCGGGUCCAAGCCAUUGCAGAACCCCCCAAAAAGGUGCUGAGGAUGUCGCAUGGAGAUGUGGUCGUGACUCGUGAAACGGAAGUUGCCCAAGUUGCACCUGCUCUGCCGUCAGUUGUGGCUUCUCACAAUACUGUCUCCAAGGCCUCCUCUGACCAGAUGGUUGAUGAGCUGCAGAUUCAUGAUCCCUGGGCAAAGCCAGGCCCCAGGACUCAGAAGCUUGCACCGCAGACAGUGCACUUGCACAAUCCUUUGGAAGACAUGGAACAACGAGUUGUCUCAGCAGUGUUGGCGCAGCUCCCUCGUGCCAGCAUGGAUGUUGACAGUGAAGGGACUCAUGAUCCCAGGGUUGAUCACCUUGAAAAAGAGAUGCAUGAGCUGAAGCAGCAUGCCCAAUGCUUGCAGGAAUCCAUGUCCCAACAUGCGGCUGACCACAACAAGCAACUUCAUGAGGUUCGUGACCAGAUGCAGCAGCAGGGUGCCCAUUUUGAAGCAGCAAUUGCCAGCCAUGCUUCCCAACUGCAUGCUUUCCAAGAAUCGUUGUGUGCAGCUGCCUUCUUGCACUUGGCCCGUUGGCUGGACUCGGACUUAUGCCUGGGCUUUUGGGAAAGAAUCAGGUGCUCCUUGUCCCUCAAGGAAUCAGUAUAUGGCACAGGUUCGCAUACAGGUGUCAUGCUGCUGAGCCGAUUUCCAGCGCGAGCCUUGCCCCAACAGUUUGCUGAACAUACCUACAGCACAGCCAGGUUGCAGGUUGCCGGGAUGGUGGUUGGAGACACAUGGAUUACGGUUGGGAUGAUGUACGGUGUCACUGCCAAUGCACAACACAAACAGGCCAGGUAUACCACUGAGGUCUUGUUGGCCGAAUUGGUUGAACGAGUUGGGUAUCAGAGCACAGGACCAAGGAUCAUAGGUGGUGAUUUCAAUUUUGCAGCAACCGAGCUUGACCAAACACAGCGCCUCUUGGACUUGGGCUUUAGAGAGGUGCAAACACUUGCAGCACUUUGGUGGGGGCGGUCGGUUGUUCCUACGAGUCGAGGACGGAAGUGCAUUGACCAGCUUUGGAUUUCUCCUGAGUUGCAGGCACUGCUGACUGACGUCCAAGUACAUCAUGACAUGUGGUCUGACCAUGCUGCAGUUGUGGCUUCUUUUCGUUCACCGGGGGGUGGGGUGUUUGACUACUGGCGUGUUCCUCAGCAGUAUCCUUGGCCAUCUGAUGGGACUUGUUCAGUUGAUUUUGAUGUCGAGGGUGACUUGACAGCUGAGUAUGCCAAGUUUUGGAAUCAGGUUGAAACGCAAGCGCAAUUGUGGAAUUCGCACCAUGGACUUGUGUGCAAGCGCUCUCAACUUGGCAGGGGUCAAACUUUGGAAACGGUCCCUCGAAAGCCCUAUCAGGUACCCCGCCGAAAAGCCAGAGUGGGCGAGGUUGCUCCGACUUUCCUCGGGGUUAGCCUCCAACAUGCCAGGUAUUUCAAACAAUUGAGGCGUCUUCAAGCCUUGUCUCAACAGCUUAGGUCUGGACUUGGUACCUUGAAUUCUCAGUUGAACCGAGAGGCUACUUGGAGGGCGAUCCGGUUUGCAGCGGGCUUUCCUGGAGGAUUUGGCAUCUGGUGGGGCGUGCAGGGGUUGAGUCCCGUCUGGCCGGUUGGACUUCCGUUGGUGUGCCCUUCUGCUACUGACCUUGGGGCUAUGUUUGAGUCUAUGGCGGCAUGGGUUAAGCAAUAUGAGAUCCGUCUUGCCCAGCGCAGAUAUCAGUUUGGCAAACAACGUCGCGUUGAUAGCCUUAAAUAUGUUUUCAGUGACUGCAAGCUUGCUCCUGCUCCACAGGUUGAUACUUUGAUUGACCGUCUUGAGGUGGCCAUAGAAGAGGUGCGGGUAGAGGAGAGUGCACUCGUGUUGGUGCGUGCGGUUCGGUUGUUGCCUGACCUUCCCGUUGUUGUCCAAGGGCGUGUCAUGCAGGUCAUCCAUCAUGAGGCCGAUCAGAUUUGGGUUGAAGAUGUGUCGGGGGUCGUCGCUGGCCAGUUGCUGAUCCAAGAAAAGGCUACCACAUCUGAGGCCGCUAUUAUUGCUCGGUUUCAUGAUGUUUGGGAGCCCCGCUGGAACAAAGCCCAUCAUGUUUCACCGGGGCAAUGGGAUCAAAUCUGUGGUUUUGCCGAGCGUGUGAUGAAACCACUUGAGUGGCAGUCGCAACCUUGGACUUUGCAGCGAUUUGUAACGGCUGUUUCGCGCAAGAAGAAAACGUCUGGAAGGGGUCCGGAUGGGGUUUCACAGCCUGACCUGGCUGCACUUCCUGCUACGGCAGCGGCUGCUUGUGUUUCUAUGUUUGAAGCGGUUGAGGGGGGCAAGCGUUGGCCUGAGCAACUGGCCGCGGGCUAUGUCAAUAGCCUGGCAAAACACCUUCAAGCCCAACAUGUUGAUGAGUUUCGGCCAGUUACGGUGUACAGCCUUCUUUACCGGAUUUGGUCCACAGAGAGAGCCAGGGAAGCUCUCAGAACUGUUGCAGCGGUGAUCCCAGAUAGUGUUCAGGGCGGGGUACCGGGGAGGCAAGCCAAAGCCAUCUGGUAUGAUGUGGCACAGACAUUGGAAUUUGCGUUUCUUGAUGGCUGUGCGGUGCAUGGUGUGUUGUUGGACAUUUCCAAAGCGUUCAACGCUAUCCCUAGGUAUCCCCUUUGGUUUGCACUUCGGCUCAUGGAUUUUCCUGUCGGUGUGAUGCGGGCUUGGUGUUGCUUUGUGUCGGCCCAGACACGUAGGUUCAAGGUACGGCAGGCAGUUGGCAAAGCAGUGGGCUCCAAUUGUGGACUUCCUGAGGGGUGUGGCCUCUCUGUCUUUGGUAUGAUCAUUGUUGAUUGGCUUUUGGACUUGUGGUUAGCUCAGCUGAACAAAGGGAUCAACUUGAAGGCAUUCAUCGAUGACUGGGGGCUGAGAUUCCACUCAGUUUUGGACUUCCCCUUGCUGUGGUCUAAAGUUCAGGACUUUGUGACUGCCAUGGAUUUGUCGUUGGACUUGAAGAAAUCGCGCCUCUGGAGUACAGAUGGUGCAGCCCGAGCUGACUUGCGUGAUUUUGAUGUAACACUGGCUCACUUUGCCCGCAACCUUGGGGCUCACCAGAACUUCACACGUCACUGUUGGAAUUCUGUUCUCCAAGAGCGCCUGCGCACCAUGCCUCAGGUUUGGACUUUGUUGCGUGCCAGUUUGUCUCCCUAUCACCUCAAGCUCAAAGCACUGCCAAUUUUGGGGUGGCCCCGUGCGCUUCACGGGAUUGCGGUCGUGCACCUUGGUCAGGCUCACUAUCGGGUCUUGCGGUCGGGCGCCAUGAGGGGCCUGCGUGCAGAGCGGAAGGGUGCCAACCCUGUCCUUCACUUGGCCAGUGGUCAGUUUUUGGCCGACCCAGAAGCCUGGGCGAUUUGUCAGACCUUUCGGGAUGCGCGGGAACUUGGUGGCUAUGAGCGCAUGGAGCAAAUCCUUGGGCUUUUCACUGACUCAGCAGACAUGUUGCCCAAGAAUGGGCCAACCGCGGUGUUGCUGUCCCGUAUACGUCGCCUUGGUUGGGUCGUUGGAGGUGGUGGACUUAUCCAAGAUAGUCUCGGUACUUUCUCCCUGUUUGAUGCGGCGUGGGAUGAAAUUGGUGUUCGUAUGCGUUUGGCUUGGUCUCAUGUUCUUUCGGUUGAAGCCGCCCAUCGGCCUACCUUUGGUGGUUUGGACUCGGUUGAUGUUGUCGCUACCCAACAAGCAGUUGAGCAUUUCAGCCCGGCAGAUCAAGUUUAUCUCCGUUGCCAUCUUGACGGGACGUUAUUUGUUCAAAACGGCAGGGCCAAGUUCCAACCUGGCGUCUCAGAUGUUUGUCCUUGGUGUGGUCAAAAAGAUGGAUUUCUGCAUCGGGCUUGGGUUUGUGUCCAUUUUGAGCAUUGCAGGGGUCAUUUCACACCUGCCCAGAGGCGUGCUGCUUUGGACUUGCCGGAGUGCUUCUCUGUCCAUGGUUGGGCCGUUGUCCUUGAGGAGUGGCGUGUCUUUGUCGGUCUUCUCCUUCAGGAUUCAGGGUUCUCACGGAUGUCACCUGUUGGCCUACCCAAACUUGCAACUUCCCAGUGGUGUGACUUGUUUCUUGAUGGCACGUGUGCUCACCCAAAAGAACCUAUGCUGCGUUUUGCGGCUUGGGCGGUGACUCUGGCCAGUGGUGGCCCUGGUGUGUUGGACAAUCAGCUCACUCUUGCAGGACAUGUUACUGGCCUUUGUCAAUCGGCUUUUCGUGCAGAAUUGAUGGCAGUCUAUGAAGCACUGCGAUGGGCAUCUCAGAGGUGCCUACGAGUCAGGUUGUGGAGUGACUGUCUGGGGGUGGUUCAAGGGGUUCGAAGACUGCUUUCAGGAGGAGUCGUCAAACCUAACAAAGCGCAUUCAGAUUUGUGGAGAGCCAUUGCCUCAAUUUUGCAUGAGGGGGUGAUUGAGGUGCAGAUUAUCAAAGUGGUUUCACAUUGCAGCAUUCGCUCCGCUACCAACUGUGAAGAGGAAUGGGCAUAUUGGCACAACCAACUCACUGAUCAGGCCGCUGUUGCGGUGAACACAAGGCGACCAGACGAGUUUUGGGUAGCGUGGGAUGCGCUAUCGAUUGCGCUGACCGAGCGGCGCAAGCUACACAUGGCAGUUUUGCAGAUGCUACUGAAACAGAGUCGUUUUGCUCACAGGGCCCAGCAGAAAGAAACCAAAUCAGUUGUCCCAGUCGCUAGUACGCCUGUCGCUAGUACGCCUGUCGCUAGUACGCCUGUCGCUAGUACGCCUGUCGCUAGUACGCCUGUGGUAGUUGCACUGCCGACCCCACCGGUGUGGAAAAACCCAGAAAAGAUGUGGAAGCGCUAUGGGCGCGUCAAUGUGGAUGCCAUUCAUGCGUGGUGGUCUGAAUGUGGUACAGCUGCAUUUGCUGGCACUGAGGCAAUCAAACUGGUUGUCAUCUUCCCCGCAAUUUCAGAGCAUCAGAGCUUCCAAAAAAAGGCCCCGGGGAAUCUCCGUGGAAUCGGUGGAAAAUUCCCUGGGUCUCCGGGAUCACUGAGGAUCAUGGCUAAACCUGGCCAUGUGCAAGAUGGGAUUACCAAUCACUGUGCCCUGCAGCCACCCAAUGCCAGUGUGCUGGCAACCUUCAAAACUUUGCUCUGCAUUUUGGGCGCCUGGUGGUUCGCGACUUCAUCCAGAUGCGUGACUAUGUGCAACUUGCCUGUUGGCAUCGCAGCUUCCUUGAAAGCAAUGCAUGACUUCAACCUCGACAGCGACUUUGGGGCGGCGCGGCCUGCAAGUCAGCCGCAAGGAUGUUAUGAUUUGACAGACCCAGUUUGCAGUCCGCUGCCCAAAGUUAUGUUUGGAUCGUGCAGGCAAGCCUUGAAUUAUAUAGCUGCGUGGGUCAUCUUCUAUGCCGCUUCUGGGCGUGUUGGCGACAAUAUAGAGCAGCACCCGACAGUGAUUGUAUGA
Messenger RNA from Cladocopium goreaui, 11598 nucleotides. The record is from the annotation of a GenBank genome assembly. NCBI's taxonomy places the organism in Eukaryota, Dinophyceae, Suessiales, Symbiodiniaceae.